This is a messenger RNA of Octodon degus (degu), 4730 nucleotides long. It is a transcript of the gene Cant1, whose product is annotated as calcium activated nucleotidase 1. Lineage: Eukaryota; Metazoa; Chordata; Mammalia; Rodentia; Octodontidae. Gene Ontology annotation, biological process: proteoglycan biosynthetic process. The transcript is spliced from 3 exons. The record is from RefSeq and is a predicted model, not a curated record. Bases 2004 to 3095 code for a protein of 363 amino acids. Gene Ontology annotation, molecular function: GDP phosphatase activity; UDP phosphatase activity; calcium ion binding.
GGGCAUCAGUCCAUUGAGUUCAUAGCUGUGUUGCUCUUCAUAGGUGGGACCUGGUCAGGAAAGACAAAGCUAAAGGGUGUAUUCUCGUCUGGCUCCUCCUCUCUUCACCCUGCUCCCUGGCUGGCAAGGGAUGAACAGCCUACACCUUCACACUGUGUCGUGGAGUGUGAAGCUCCUCUACUUUGGAGCUAGCCAACUAUGGACUGAAUCUUUCAUGAGCUAAAAUAAAUCUCUUCUCUGUUAAGUUGAGGAGGUCAGGUAUUCUGUUCCAGUGAGAGGAGGGGAGUUGAAGCGACUGAGGCACACCGUGCAGAAGCUAAGUAUGGAGUUCAGAGUCUGACUUGAAUAGACCACUGUGGUGUGGUAUGGUGCAGGGGCAGGCAGCCCAAAGGACACUGGGGACACCUGUGUGUCCCCAGGUGCUGCAGUAAUGACACCAGUAAUAGCUUACAGCUUUCCAUACUUUUAUUCUCUUGUGGUACCAGAAAUGCAGUUUCCCAGAGCUUGUGCAUCCAGUGUCAGUGCCACUGGGCCAAAACCCAGGUGUCCUGGGGCCUCACUCCCUCUGGAAGCUCUAGGGAGCAAUCUGCUCCUAUCUCCCAACUUCUAAGGUCCCCAGCGCCUUCAUCCAUCUAGCUUCUGCCUCCUUGGUGUGGCCUUCUCUUCUGUCCACAUCAAUCUCCCUCUGCCUCCCUUUCAUGAAGAUGCCUGCUGUAUUUAGGACCCACCUAGGCAGCUCCUUGUCUUAAGAUAUGGGUCGCAUUUACAUAAUCUGCACAUCUACAGCAGUCACCUCCCCAUGUUCCUGGAAGUUUGGAGCCAGUACCAGUCUGCUGGGGGGUGGGGUGGGGUCCUUACCUAGAUACAGGACAGAAAGGGCAGGGACAGUAGGAGCGUGGAAUUCUACAUGGUUCUGGUUCCGUGUGGUCAGAAGAGGUUGGCAAGCAGAGGUAGCCCUAUGUGUAGAGAUCUGGACACAUGGAAUCAGGAUUCUCUGCAGCUGCAGAUAGUCCUAUAUUGUGCAGGCUGAGAGCCCAGGGAGGUGAGGCCUGCCUUCUCUGCAGGCUAUGACUGGUCAAGGGUAAAAAUGAUAGUGGUCAGGUGCCAUGGGGAGGCCUUCCCCUGACAUGGCUACCUGGUGGCCUCAGAAAGGGAACCGAGACCAAGAGAAGGGAAGUCGUUCGUUCAAGGUCAUGUAACUAGUAAAUGGCAGAGGAAAGGUCUGGACCAUUCAGACGCCUUCAGAACCAUCAAGGUGAGAUGGCUCUGGGCAGAGCCAUUGGAUAGGGACAGUUGAGUGGCCCUAAGGCCUGCUGGGGUGCACGUGGGGCUCCUGAGUGCCUGUGUGCUCAGUGGGAUGUGUGUUGGGCCCAGGGGUGCACUGGCUUGCCUCUCAGGAGAAAGGCUUAGGCUACCAAGGCACAGGGUCUUUUUCACAGAUGUUAAGGCCCAGGAGAGCCCAAGGUCAUUGGAGAACUAUAGCAUGAGGUGGGUGGCACAAGGCUGGCAGGAAUCCACCUAGAAGACCUCUGUGACUCUACGAGAGACCGGGCGCAGAGAGGCAUAGAAAACACUUGGAAAGUACUGACCCAGGCGCAGACCAGCCAGAGGGAAUGGAGAGCAUGUGGGUGUGGGUGCAUCUGAGGCAGUGGGCAGAGGUGAGGAGGGUGUCAGGGACUGGGGAAGGAUUUUCAUCCCUGCGUGGAUUCAUCUCUGCCCUCCAUUGAACCAUAGUUGUGUUGUGCGCACCCCUGCAGCCUCCCUGAGCUGGAGUCAGAGCAAGUGGCACGCGAGGGGGAGAUGGGAUAUCUGCGCACUGGGGAGGAGCUGGAGGAGUCAGCGCCCUGCCUGAGCAGCAGAGCAAAGGCCCACAGUGCCGGCUGGAGACUCACGGGACAGAGGGGCUGGGUAGGCACCAUUGUGAGGGCUCCUGGGAGGCUGGCGUGUCACAGUUGAUACCAGUCUGCUUGGCCAGCACCGUCAUCUCUGGACCUGCAGCUCAGAUGUGGCAGCUGAGUGGCUCAGUCAUCAGGGGCUUGGUCUGGGCCUGUGGAUUUGCAGGAUGGCUAAGGUCCCACCCAACACUCAGUCUGAUGCCUGUCCAGCCCUCCAACCACCUGGAAUGGAAUGAGCCUAUGCACUCUCUCCGGAUAAGUGUGGGGGGCCUUCCUGUGCUUGCGUCUAUGACCAAGGCUGCAGAUCCCCGCUUCCGCCCCCGCUGGAAGGUGAUCCUCACGUCCUUUGUGGGUGUUGCCCUCCUCUGGCUGUUCUACUCGCACCGCCCAGCCCCAAACAGGCCCCCCACCCACAAUGCACAUAACUGGAGGCUCAACCAGGCACCUGCCACCCAAUACAAUGACACUUACCCCCUCUCAGCCCCCCAGAGGACAUCAGGCGGGAUUCGAUAUCGAAUCGCCGUCAUUGCUGACCUGGACACAGAGUCUAGGGCCCAGGAGGAAAACACCUGGUUCAGUUACCUGAAGAAGGGAUAUCUGACUCUGUCGGACAGUGGAGACAAGGUGGCUGUGGAAUGGGAUAAAGACCACAGUGUUCUGGAGUCCCACCUGGCAGAAAAGGGGAGGGGCAUGGAGCUGUCGGAUCUGGUUGUGUUCAAUGGGAAGCUCUACUCUGUGGACGACCGGACAGGGGUUGUCUACCACAUCGAAGGCACCAAGGCCGUGCCCUGGGUGAUUCUGUCCGACGGUGAUGGAACAGUGGAGAAGGGCUACCUCAUCCAUGAAUCAGCCUCCUGGAGCGACACUCUGCAGCGCUGGUUCUUCCUGCCACGCCGGGCCAGCCAUGAGCGGUACAGUGAGAAGGACGAUGAGCACAAGGGCACCAACCUCCUUCUGAGCGCUACCCAGGACUUCGGGGACAUUUCUGUCCGCCGCGUGGGCGAGGUGGUCCCCACACAUGGCUUCUCAUCAUUCAAGUUCAUCCCCAACACAGACGACCAGAUCAUUGUGGCCCUCAAGUCUGAAGAGGACAGCGGCAUGGUGGCCACCUAUGUCAUGGCCUUCACACUAGAUGGGCGCUUCCUGUUGCCCGAGACCAAGAUUGGAAGCGUGAAGUACGAAGGAAUAGAAUUCAUUUAAAUUAAGGCAUUCUGACGUUGGUCACAGCUGAGAUCAACGGUCUUCGCUGCAUCGGGACAGGUUUUACACAAACCAGAGGACUGCACUUUUGUCUCGUUCUUUUUGUAACCACAAAGUGUGUGCCUAGCUUAAGGAUUUCCAGAACAGGAUUCAGUCCCAGGGCAUGGGAAGGCCUGGAAGUGUCUUGGGAGGUGUGAGGGCCUGGACCUGGAGUUGCUCUGCCAGGCCUCUCAGCACUGCCACCUGGUGGUGGACGCAUCACUGUCUGUGGAUGUCUUGAUAGGGGCCUGCCCUUGAGCUCUGCCCUGCUGCUCUUCCAUUUGACCCCCUCUUUCCUGACUUCCCAUGAGUUCUUUGUUCAGUGUGUAUUUCGGGAGCACCUGAGCCACCCCACUUGAUGCUCCUCUAGGGGCAUCUGGGCAUUCCGUGGACCCUGUUGACCUUGGAACGUAAUGUUUACACUACAGGAUGCAGGCUUAGUUAGGGUAGUCUGUAGGGAUACAGCUGCCUGCCCUGCCCAGAGAGCCUCACAUGAGAUGGCGGCACUUCCCUCGCCAAUGACCUCCUUCCUCCCUUCUGAGAGUGCUGUGUAGCAGUUGGAGAUUUUAAUUAUUAACUUAUUUUUACUGUGGCAGUUUCUUCUCAUAAGACAGAAUCACCAGACCUUAUCACACAGAGCAAAGUCAAAGCAAAUUUGCUCCCAGCUGGAGGAAACUGUCACUAAGCAGCCACAGUUGGCAAGGCCGGCUCACAGUAGAAGUUUCUGAGUCCUUGGCUUGCUGCCUUUUUCUAGCAACUUCAAGAAAGUGCCAUGUCCUUCAGGACUCACAAAUGACUUGGAGCGUGUUACUCGCAGGAGGGUAACAGUAGCCCUUGCAGUUGACCCCUGACCCAGGCCCACUCUGUUCUGAAGGUCAUCCCUGUCAUUUGCUGGGGUUUCCACAACUGUCUCUUCCUGGUGGGAACUUCACACAGACCUUGGUCCUUUUAGGUCCCUGCUGUAUCAUCUUGAUGCUGUAGGGCAGAGGCUGGUGGGACCGAAGUGAAGAAGGGACAUCACAGCUCUCCUCCCUGUGGCAACUACCUCACCCCAUGUCACCCCCCAGAAUAGCAGAGGCACCAUGUUGUAGGGGAGUCCCCUGGGCUGUGACUAGCUGUGUUGACCUUCACAGGUCUUCCACUUAGAAACCCCAGGAUGCCUGCCUAGAAGAGCUGGCCAGGGAUCUCUCUUGUGGUUGUCCGAUCCUCACACAGCAGAAGAGAAGCCACAUUAAUGAUAUUUUUCUAGAGUUCAGCUCCUGCUGGGCACAGCUUGGAAGACCCACUUCUCUUAUACCUGUGCCUGGCUGGAUCAUCUGACCUUCUUGGCUAAUGUCAGUGAUGUUGGCUUGUGUGAUUUAAAGAGUAGAAGUGCAUUUUGAAAUGGAGAGAUCUUGGGACAGUCUAGAAAUUAAAACAUGACUGAUGUGUCAUUGCUGGCCCAGAGUGCAGCAGCAUUUUCACACAGUGAUUUUUAAAGAUUUUAAAGCUAGCCUUUGCUUUCCCUCUGCAUUCGCUACUGUCAACAUAAUGAUUGUGUUCCUGCCCUCCAGGUCCCUGUGUUUUAUAAACAAUAAAAUGUCAGAAGGAAAUGAC